Messenger RNA from Onychostoma macrolepis, 2748 nucleotides. RefSeq names its product troponin T2e, cardiac (gene tnnt2e). NCBI's taxonomy places the organism in Eukaryota, Metazoa, Chordata, Actinopteri, Cypriniformes, Cyprinidae. Gene Ontology annotation, cellular component: troponin complex. The record is from RefSeq and is a predicted model, not a curated record. The transcript is spliced from 21 exons. Gene Ontology annotation, molecular function: tropomyosin binding; troponin C binding; troponin I binding. Gene Ontology annotation, biological process: cardiac muscle contraction; sarcomere organization; regulation of muscle contraction. Bases 1745 to 2602 code for a protein of 285 amino acids.
AUCUGACCACCUUGAGGAGGUCACAAACAGAGGAGAGACCAAAUCCGUCACCAAUGGAAUGGGCCAUUAACCUUUCAAAGACGCCAGAGAGGCUGGGACCAAGAGAAUGCACAACAUUCCUUUUUUUUUUUUUUUACUUUUAUUAAUACCAAAAAAAAAAAAAAUACAAGCAUUUUAUACUGCCAGGAAGUUCUAUGUGAGUAGACACAGUAUAAAAGAGAGAAAAAUAAAAAAAAUAAAAUAUAUAUAUAUAUAUAUAUAUAUAUAUAUAUAUAUAUUAUCACUGUAUUCACAGGUCACCGUCUUACACCAUCAUAACAUAAACGCAAUGCCUUUGCAUGUAACUUCUGUUAAACUGAAAUCAAGGCUGUGAAAAGUAAUUUGUUUAGAUUAUGUAACAAUUAUAUAACAGCAGCCAACUCAAAUAUUACGAGAUUCUUUGAAAAGGAGGACGAGGAGUUGCAUUCCGAACUGUCUUUUGUCAAAUCACAUUCAUUUUAAACAUGUUAGUUACCCUCUCACCUGUUAAUUUAUAACUAAAGCAGAGCUUCACCUUGCAUUUCAUGCCUGUUCGUCAGUUCCAGACCGAAUAUGAGCACCCGUAGUGUAGCUGUAUUUUGUACUUUUUGUCGUAACGACACUUUUUUUAAUAAAAAUUGUCUUAAUAAUAUAUGUUAGCACAUAGUGUAAGUUUUUGUAAUUAACUAUAUAUUUUACUGCUUGAAACAAAAUGGUCUUUGCUUUUGCUCUCAAUAUUAUUUUAUAUCAAAGCAAGUCUUAAUUCAGAAGAAGUCCAUUAUAGUCGUACCGUUAGCCUUAUUACAUUAUCUUUGGCUUUUUUACUCUUGGAAACACUGGUCUGAAGUUGUUUGUGACCAUCUUUUUGUAAGUGUUAAUCAUGUGGAACAAUCGGUGUUGGGUAAAAAAAACUGUUCAACUCGAAAGAAAGGGAACGUGCACUUUUUGGCUUAAAUCACAUAUUUGAUGAGUACAUUUCACAGUUUUUGCAUAUAAUGCAAGGCCUUGGUUAAUCCAAAAACAUCCAACAAGAAGGACAAAGUCAAUUCAUGUUUAUUGUUCAAGUGUUUCAUUUUCUACUUUCUGUUGCAGUCAUUCAUAAUAAAUUGCAACACGGAUGUCGUCGGCUUUCAAUACAGCGCUAGUUGGCAGAACGUUAGUAAUGCCGUCAUUUAAACGCGUAUCAUUUCUGACGUCUUUUGUCAGACAAAGAAUAUCCAGUUCUGCCGCCGUAGCUUAUCGCUAAUGUCUCUAAAUGUUCAAAGAUCCUGUAUUCUGCUUGUAUUUUUUUUGACAAUCAAGUUUUUUACUAUUCGUUUCAACACUUAUGUAUUGUUUCAGAGUAACACUAUGCAAGUCGCACCACCUUUAAUUGCAAUUACCUUGUUACAAAUAAGACCGUUUGUAGCCAGUAGUUCCAUGCAGAGCAAAUGUUUCAACUUGUAUCAUUGUCUCAGUGACCACAAUAAAGAGACCAAUGAAAACCACCUGUGAUUGUGUGCUUCAAUACUCCAGCAGCCAUAUAUCACAUAACUGGCAUGCUCCGAUCCCUCUAACAAUAGGCUUAGCUCUGGCAGCCAAUCCGAGCAAAGCAGUGAGGUCACAUGACCUGGCAGGUCUGUAUUAGGUGAGCUUUGGGUUAGUUUGAAACUGUCUGCUGCCCGGACCCUCGAGAUAAGACCCCAUCUCUCAUUCUUCCUGGUGAAAUCUAAGAAAUCAACAAGCCAUGGCUGACACAGAAGAAGUCUUGGAGGAGGAAGUUCAGGAAGUGGAGGAAACCGAGGAGGAAGUGGAAGUGCCACCUCCAUCAGAGGAAGAACCUGCACCUGAGGAGGAAGAGCCUGUGGAAGUAGAAGAGGAGCCAGAACCUGAACCACAAGAAGCUCCCGUGGAGGAGGAGGCCGCAGAUGAGACAAAACCAAAGCCAAAAUUCAUGCAAAAUAUCGCUGCUCCAAAGAUUCCCGAAGGAGAUAAGGUGGACUUUGAUGACAUCCACAGAAAGCGUCAGGAGAAGGAUUUAUCUGAGCUUCAGUCUCUGAUCGAGGCUCAUUUCAUCCAGAGGAAGAAAGAUGAAGAGGAGCUGAUCGCUCUGGUCAACAGAAUCGAGAAGCGUCGUACCGAGAGGGCGGAGCAGCAGAGAAUCCGUGCGGACAAGGAGAAGGAGAGACAAGCCCGUCUGGCCGAAGAAAAGGAGAGAAGAGAGCAAGAGGAACAGAGGAAGAAGCAAGAUGAAGAUGCCAAGAAGAAGAAAGCACUUACCAACAAGACACACCAGUACGGAGGAAUCCAGCAGAAGGGCGAGGGCCGCAAGGGGGCGAAGAAACAGACGGAGAGAGAGAAGAAGAAGAAGAUCCUGGCGGACAGAAGGAAGCCACUCAACGUCGAUCACCUGUCUGAAGAUAAACUGAAAGAGAAGGCCAGUGAGCUCUGGCAGUGGAUGAUGCAGCUGGAGGCCGAGAAGUUCGACCUCAGCGAGAAACUGAAGAGACAGAAAUAUGACGUCACUCAGCUACUGGCUAGAGUCAGAGAUCACCAGAGUGCCAAAGGUCGUGGCAAGGGCAAGGUUGGUGGCAGGCUGAGGUAAACGUGCAGCGAAUCGAGGCAUCACAGAGAUCCAGAGGACUUUGUCGCCUUCUUCACAUAUGUCAUUAUAAAGCCAUUGUUCUGUUUGAUUGCACAUGUAGAGACAGUAAAGUGACAUAUUUUACUGAUUUCCUGUUUUAGUUCUGC